Coregonus sp. 'balchen' is the source of this 31239-nucleotide messenger RNA. The record is from the annotation of a GenBank genome assembly. Lineage: Eukaryota; Metazoa; Chordata; Actinopteri; Salmoniformes; Salmonidae.
AUGGCCGAACUCAGCCAGGAUGCCUCAGACCCAGUCAGCAUAUACAUAUCCGCAGACACCUUCCACAUGGUACACCUGCUGUGUGUGACCUUAUAGCUGCAUUGCGUCCUUCCUUCCUCUGCAGGGGAAAAUUGUCUCCCAGCCUUUCCGUCUCCGAGGAGGACGAGGACCUAGGAGAGGUGUCAUCUCACCUGCAGAAAGACCUGAAUAAAAGACUGGGCAAAGACACCAAAAGGCUCCUCUUAAGAUGCUUCCCACCUUUGUGAGGACCACACCUAAUGGAACAGGUAUGUUAUGACAGGACAUGCUCAUCAAUGGUCUCGAUGUGGUCCAGCUAAAGCGUCUUAUCUGGACUGAAUUUUGUACUCUAGGAAAGUCGAAACUACUCUGGUUGUCUUCAACAGAGACUGGUGACUUCCUUGCACUAGACUUGGGAGGGACUAACCUACGUGUCCUCUGUGAAGUUAGGAGAGGGGGAUCAGCAGCACGAAAGACGUUUACCCCGUCCAUGAGGAGGUCAAUACAUCUGGAAAGGUAGGCGUUAACGUGUGAGUGUUAACCCACUGUCACGGAUGCCGCCGAGGCUGCUCCUCCUCCUUGCUCGGGCAGGCUUCGGCGUUCGUCGUCCCCGGAGUACUAGCUACUGCCGCUCGAUGUUUCGAUGUUUGUCUUGUAUUGUCUAGUUGGUACACCUGUUUCGUAUUCUGUAUUGAUUAUGUACCAUAUAAGUUCCCUUGUUUUAUGUUUGCCUUUGUAUGUUAUUGUCCGCGUCUCUUGUAUGUAUGUUCGGCAUUGACCAUCUUGUUUAUUACGCACUCCGCGUACAUUGCUCCUCUUGUGUUUGGAGGCUUUUGUUUUGUGCGUAUUUUACUUUGGAAAGUAAAGUAGUUGUUACUGAUCCUCUGUGUCCUGCGCCUGACUUCACCGCCGCAUACACCUCAGCAUUGACAGAAUAACACACCACCCAUGGAGUCAGCAGGAGCAGCGGCGGUGACCGAGUCACUGGAGGAUCGGGUCAGCAGCCAGGACGCCAUGAUCCAUAGACUCGGCUCCGCCAUGCAAGACGUGAUGGACACCCUGCGCCGAUGGGAAAGAGGAGGCUUGCCCACACCUCCUCCUACAUUACCCCCACCAUCGGCCAGCCCCAUCGUACCAUCUCCGGAGUCCAGUGGGAUUCGGCUCUGGCUCCCGAGGGCAUAUGAUGGCACCGCAGCCGGGUGUCAGGGUUUCCUACUUCAAGUGGAACUCUACCUGGCAACAAUACACCCGGCGCCCUCGGGAUACGAGAGCGUUUCCGCCCUCAUCUCCUGUCUAUCCGGCAAGGCUUUGGAGUGGGCCAAUGCCGAAUGGAGGGGAAUAGACGCCGCCACCAUCAGCUACACAGAGUUCUCCCGCCGCUUCAGGGCUGUUUUCGAUCAUCCCCCAGAGGGUAAAGCGGCGGGGGAGCGUCUGUUCCACCUCCGACAGGGGAAGAGGAGCGCACAAGAGUUCGCCCUGGACUUCCGGACUCUAGCGGCGGAUGCGGGGUGGAAUGAGAGGGCCCUCAUCGACCACUAUCGGUGCAGCCUGCGAGAGGACGUUCGACGAGAGUUGGCCUGCAGGGACACCAAUCUAAACUUCGAUCAGUUGGUGGACAUGUCGAUCCGUCUGGAUACCCUGCUGGCUACCCGCGGACGUCCGGAGUUGGGGCCGUCCAUUCCAUCCCCCAGCACCUCCGAGCCGAGCCCUAUGGAGCUCGGGGGUGCUGGCGCUAGAGAGAGGAGGAGAGAGAUCCGGAGGGAGGCCGUCCUCUGCACCAACUGUGGCCGUAGAGGACACACUGCGGUUCUGUGCUGGGGAGGGUCUCCAGGGGAUCGAGGCAACAGGUCACGCACUGGGGAGUCAUUCCAGGUGAGUAGGCGCCCAACUCACCCAGAGCUCUCUGUUGUUCACCUGUGUAUACAAGUAGUAUUUCCCCAGGUUGCAUCUCAUUCCCAGCAUAAGGCGCUAGUCGAUUCAGGCGCAGCUUGGAAUUUUAUUGAUCGUAAUUUUUGUGUUAAGUUAGGGAUUCCCCUCCUACCAGUAGAUGUGCCCUUUCCUAUUCAUGCCCUAGAUAGCCGUCCGUUGGGAUCUGGGUUGAUUAGGGAGGUCACAGCGCCACUAAAGAUGAGGACGCAGGGGGGUCAUGAGGAGAUCAUUCAGUUGUAUCUGAUCGACUCUCCUGCGUAUCCCGUGGUGCUGGGACUUCCUUGGUUAAUCUCCCAUGACCCCACCAUUUCGUGGCAACAGAGGGCUAUCAAGGAGUGGUCUGACCAGUGUGUCGGGCGGUGUCUAGGUGUUUCCGUAGGGGCGACCACAGUGGAAAGUCCGAACCAAAUGCCCGCACUGCACAUUCCUCCUGAGUAUGAUGAUUUGGCACUCGUGUUCAGUAAGACGAGGGCGACGCGAUUGCCACCUCAUAGACAGGGGGAUUGUGCGAUAGACCUCCAGGCAGGUGCUGCACUUCCGCAUAGUCAUGUGUAUCCUCUGUCUCAAGAGGAGACGGCGGCUAUGGAGACAUACAUAGCCGAGUCUCUGAGACAGGGAUACAUACGGCCCUCCACUUCUCCUGUGUCCUCAAGUUUAUUUUUUGUGAAGAAGAAGGAUGGAGGGUUGCGCCCGUGUAUUGAUUACCGUAGUCUCAAUCAGAUCACUGUUAAAUACAGUUAUCCUCUCCCUCUGAUUGCGAGUAUGACGGAAUCAUUACACGGAGCGCGUUUCUUCACAAAACUGGAUCUCAGGAGCGCCUACAACUUGGUGCGCAUUAGGGAGGGAGAUGAAUGGAAGACAGCAUUUAGUACCACCUCGGGUCACUAUGAGUAUCUCGUCAUGCCAUACGGGUUAAUGAAUGCUCCUUCAGUCUUCCAAUCCUUUGUGGACGAGAUCUUCCGGGAUUUGCAUGGGCAGGGUGUAGUGGUGUAUAUUGACGACAUUCUAGUUUACUCUUCUACACGAGCCGAGCAUGUAGCCCUGGUGCGUCGAGUGUUGGGUAGGCUGUUGGAGCAUGACUUGUAUGUCAAGGCAGAAAAAAGUCUGUUUUACCAGGAGUCCAUCUCCUUCCUGGGCCAUCGGUUGUCCGCGUCAGGGGUGGAGAUGGAGAUUGACCGCGUUUCAGCCGUGCGUAAUUGGCAGGCUCCAACCACGGUUAAGGAGGUGCAGCGGUUUUUGGGUUUUGCCAAUUACUACCGGAGGUUUAUCCGGGGUUUUGGACAGGUAGCAGCUCCCAUCACCUCCCUGCUGAAGGGGGGCCGGUGCGUUUGCAGUGGUCGGCUGAGGCGGACAGGGCGUUUGGACAACUGAAGGACCUGUUCACCUCGGUUCCGGUGCUGGCGCAUCCGGACCCCGCUUUAGCGUUCCAGGUGGAGGUGGACGCAUCAGAGGCCGGUAUUGGGGCUGUACUGUCUCAACGCUCAGGCACGCCUCCUAAACUCCGGCCCUGCGCUUUUUACUCGAAGAAGCUCAGCCCUGCGGAACGUAAUUAUGACGUGGGGGACAGGGAGCUGCUAGCUGUGGAUCAAGCCCGAAAGGUGUGGAGGCAUUGGCUUGAGGGGGCUCAACACCCUUUUCUCAUUCUGACUGACCAUCGUAACCUGGAGUACAUCCGGGCAGCUAGGAGACUGAACCCUCGUCAGGCUAGGUGGGCCAUGUUUCUGGCCCGGUUUGUUUUUAAGGUCACUUACAUCCCAGGGUCCCAGAACGUUAAGGCAGACGCCCUGUCCCAGCGAUAUGACACAGAGGAGAGGUCCAUUGAGCCCACUCCCAUACUGCCAGAGUCUUGUCUGGUGGCACCGGUGGUGUGGGAGGUCGAUGCGGAAAUCGAGCGGGCGUUACGUACCGACCCUACUCCUCCAGAGUGUCCAGCGGGGCGGACGUACGUUCCGCUCGAGAUUCGUGAUCGUCUCAUUUAUUGGGCUCAUACGUCACCCUCCUCUGGACAUCCUGGUAUUGGCCGGACAGUGCACUGCCUUAGUGAAAAGUACUGGUGGCCAACAUUGGCUAAGGACGUGAGGGUUUAUGUCUCCUCCUGCUCGGUGUGCGCUCAGUGUAAGGCGCCUUGACACCUGCCCAGGGGGAAGUUACAACCCCUACCCGUUCCACAACGGCCGUGGUCUCACCUAUCGGUAGACUUUGUCACGGACUUUCCCCCUUCCCAGGGGAAUACCACUAUUCUGGUCGUUGUGGAUCGGUUCUCUAAGGCCUGUCGCCUCAUCCCAAUGCCGGGUCUCCCUACUGCCCUACAGACUGCUGAGGCUUUGUUUACCCACGUCUUCCGGCACUACGGGGUACCCGAGGAUAUAGUGUCUGAUCGGGGUCCCCAAUUCACCUCUAGAGUCUGGAGGGUGUUCAUGGAAUGCUUGGGGGUCUCGGUUAGCCUUACCUCGGGUUUCCACCCUGAGAGUAAUGGGCAGGUGGAGAGGGUGAACCAGGAUGUGGGUAGGUUUCUGAGAUCUUAUUGCCAGGACCGGCAGGAGGAGUGGUCGGGGUAUAUCCCCUGGGCAGAGAUCGCCCAGAACUCCCUUCGCCAUUCCUCUACGAAUCUGACUCCUUUCCAGUGUGUGUUGGGGUAUCAGCUGGUUCUGGCACCAUGGCAUCAGAGCCAGAUCGAGGCUCCAGCGGUGGAUGAGUGGUUUCGGCGCUCGGAGGAGACAUGGAACGCUGCGCAUGUACAUCUGCAGCGGGCUAUCCGUAGGCAGAAGGCGAGCGCCGAUCUCCACCGCAGUGAGGGUCCUGUGUACGCACCUGGAGAUCGAGUCUGGCUCUCGACUCGAAACCUGCCCCUUCGCCUGCCCUGCCGGAAGCUGGGUCGGCGGUUUGUGGGGCCAUUUAAAGUCCUGAGGAGAUUGAACGAGGUAUGUUACAGGUUACAACUGCCUAAUGAUUAUCACAUUAACCCCUCGUUCCAUGUGUCUCUCCUCAGGCCGGUGGUAGCUGGUCCACUCCAGGACAAUGAGAUACGGGAGACUCCUCCGCCCCCACUGGACAUCGAGGGGGUCCAUCGUGGAUUCGAGACGUCGGAUGGGGGGUCUGCAGUAUCUCGUGGAGUGGGAGGGGUACGGUCCGGAGGAACGGUGCUGGGUGCCUAGGAGGGACAUUUUAGAUCCCUCCCUCCUGACGGAGUUCCACCGGAGUCAUCCCACGCGCCCUCCUGGCCGUCCCCGAGGCCGGGGUCGGCACACGGCUGGAGCCGCGCGUCAAGGGGGGGGUACUGUCACGGAUGCCGCCGAGGCUGCUCCUUCUCCUUGCUCGGGCAGGCUUCGGCGUUCGUCGUUCCCGGAGUACUAGCUACUGCCGCUCGAUAUUUCGAUGUUUGUCUUGUAUUGUCUAGUUGGUACACCUGUUUCGUAUUCUGUAUUGAUUAUGUACCAUAUAAGUUCCCUUGUUUUAUGUUUGCCUUUGUGUGUUAUUGUCCGCGUCUCUUGUAUGUAUGUUCGGCAUUGACCAUCUUGUUUAUUACGCACUCCGCGUACAUUGCUCCUCUUGUGUUUGGAGGCUUUUGUUUUGUGCGUAUUUUACUUUGGAAAGUAAAGUAGUCGUUACUGAUCCUCUGUGUCCUGCGCCUGACUUCACCGCCGCAUACACCUCAGCAUUGACACCCACGGUGUUAAAUUUAACACUUUCUUAGUGUGUGAAUGUGACCCACCGAAAUAGUGUUAAACUAACACUUUUCAAAGUGUUCACAAACUAACACCCUCAGAGUGUUGGGUCCAUAACACCGUGGGUGUUGCAAAUUCCGACUUAAAUUAACACUUAGUAGUUUUACAGUAAUUCAUGGAGUGUUGUUUUAGCAUUGUAGGGUGUAGAGCGUUAUUUGCAUAUUUCCCAGCAUGCAUUUCAAGUGAAUGUUAGUGAUACCUACCCAUGACUGUGUUUGUUAGUAACAGAGACAUGGUUUCUACAGUCAAUAACUUCCAGUCCUGAAACCUUCACCAAGUGACUGCCUGAGUGAAAAUUCUUUACAUUUACAUCAUUUAGCAGACGCUCUUAUCCAGAGCGACUUACAAAUUGGUGCAUUCAAUUUAUGAUAGCCAGUGGGACAACCACUUUUUUUUAUGGGGGGUGGGGGAAGAAGGAUUACUUUAUACUAUUCCAGGUAUUCCUUAAAGAGGUAGGGUUUCAAGUGUCUCCGGAAGGUGGUCAGUGACUCCACUGUCCUGGCGUCGUGGGGGAGCUUGUUCCACCAUUGGGGUGCCAGAGCAGCGAAUAGCUUUGACUGGGCUGAGCGGGAACUGUGCUUACGUAGAGGUAGGGGAGCUAGCAGGCCAGAGGUGGAUGAACGUAGUGCCCUCGUUUGGGUAUAGGGUCUGAUCACAGCCUGAAGGUAAGGAGGUGCCGUUCCCCUCACAGCUCCGUAGGCAAGUACCAUUGUCUUGUAGUAGAUGCGAGCCUCAACUGGAAGCCAGUGGAGUGUGCGGAGGAGCGGGGUGACAUGAGAGAACUUGGGAAGGUUGAACACCAGACGGGCUGCAGCGUUCUGGAUAAGUUGUAGGGGUUUAAUGGCACAGGCAGGGAGCCCAGCCAACAGCGAGAUGCAGUAAUCCAGACGGGAGAUGACAAGUGCCUGGAUUAGGACCUGUGCCGCUUUCUGUGUAAGGUAGGGUCGUACUCUGCGAAUGUUGUAGAGCAUGAACCUGCAGAAUCGGGUCACUGCUUUGAUGUUAGCGGAGAACGACAGGGUGUUGUCCAGGGUCACGCCAAGGUUCUUUGCACUCUGGGAGGAGGACACAAUGGAGUUGUCAACCGUGGUGGCGAGAUCAUGGAGCGGGCAGUCCUUCCCCGGGAGGAAGAGCAGCUCCGUCUUGCCGAGGUUCAGCUUGAGGUGGUGAUCCGACAUCCACACUGAUAUGUCUGCCAGACAUGCAGAGAUGCGAUUCGCCACCUGGUUAUCAGAAGGGGGAAAGGAGAAAAUUAAUUGUGGGUCGUCUGCGUAGCAAUGCUAGGAGAAACCAUGUGAGGAUAUGACAGAGCCAAGUGACUUGGUGUAUAGAGAGAAUAGGAGAGGGCCUAGAACUGAGCCCUGGGGGACACCAGUGGUGAGAGCAUGUGGUGCGGAGACAGAUUCUCGCCACGCCACCUAGUAGGAGCGACCUGUCAGGUAGGACGCAAUCCAAGAGUGAGCAGCGCUGGAGAUGCCCAACUCGGAGAGGGUGGAGAGGAGGAUCUGAUGGGUCACAGUAUCAAAGGCAGCGGAUAGGUCUAGGAGGAUAAGAGCAGAGGAGAGAGAGUUAGCUUUACCAGUGCGGAGAGCCUCCGUGACACAGAGAAGAGCAGUCUCAGUUGAAUGACCAGUCUUGAAACCUGACUGGUUUGGAUCAAGAAGGUCAUUCUGAGAGAGAUAGCAGGAGAGUUGGCUAGAGACGGCACGCUCAAGAGUUUUGGAGAGAAAAGAAAGAAGGGAUACUGGUCUGUAGUUGUUGACAUCGGAGGGAUCGAGUGUAGGUUUUUUGAGGAGGGGUGCAACUCUCGCUCUCUUGAAGACGGAAGGGACAUGUCCAGCGGUCAAGGAUUAGUUGAUUAGCGAGGUGAGGUAAGGGAGAAGGUCUCCGGAAAUGGUCUGGAGAAGAGAGGAGGGGAUAGGGUCAAGCGGGCAGGUUGUUGGGCGGCCGGCCGUCGCAAGAUUUCAUCUAGAGAGAGAGGGGAGAAAGAAGUCAAAGCAUAGGGUAGGGCAGUGUGAGCAGGACCAGCGGUGUCAUUUGACUUAAUAAAUGAGGAUCGGAUGUCGUCAACCUUCUUUUCAAAAUGGUUGACGAAGUCAUCCACAGAGAGGGAGGGGGGAGGAGGAGAAGGAUUCAGCAGGGAGGAGAAGGUGGCAAAGAGCUUCCUAGGGUUAGAGGCAGAGGCUUGAAAUUUAGAGUGGUAGAAAGUGGCUUUAGCAGCGGAAACAGAGGAAGAGAAUGUAGAGAGGAGGGAGUGAAAACACUUUAAUUAACAGUGAACUAUUUAUGUAGAUAUAUUACACAUUUCAUAAGGCUAGUUAUGGCCUAGUUUUCCCCAACAUUGUGGUCUGGUGAUCCUGGCUCAUGGGCCAUAUCAAAUCUGCAAGUCACAAUAUGCUGGCUUGUGAAGUGAUUUGUAAUUCCUAUUUUAAUCCAGCCAGAGGGAGGAUAUUCAACAAUUGGAACUUUUUAUCACCCACAACCAGCAUUCAGAAUGACUGCUAUGGUAAAGUACUAGCUAAUGAAGACUACCUAAACCAUCUAAACUGGAACAACCAUCUCAGUAAUGGAUGCAAUACAUCUAACCACUUACAGAUUGGAUUAGUUUCGAUUUUAAAAAAGUUAUUUAUCUCUGUGUAGUACUAUUCUAAAAAUCAACCUGCAACAAAGCAUGCUGGGAAAUGUGUUGAGGCCCCUCCCUCCCACAUCUUUUUCACUCAGUUAACGGAAAUUAACUCAACACAGUCGAGUACACUUGAUUUAUUCACCGCAGGUGCAGUCAAUUUCAAUCCCACUGGUGUUAACUCUACUAGAAUAACACUCAGAUAUAACACUCACAACACUUUUACCUCCACACUGUGAUUUUAACACAUGCAAAUUUUAACUCCGAGAGAGACCUCUGGAAAAUUACUGUAGUUAGUGUGAGAGCAGAGAUCGUCACAGAAAAAGAAACAGUGAGUUCAUCCACGUUCCUCGCAAAACCAUGAGCAGCCAUGAGCUCAGAUGCAGAGGCUGUGCCAGCUUUUAUCCCUUCCUCCAGAAGAACUAGGGCCGGGAUGAUACCAGUAUCACAAUAUUUUUUUCCCAUGGCAAAAAUGAAAACACAAAGCAGACCACACUAUUUGGUCCUUUCAAAAACCUGCUGCAGAUAAAAUAUUGUGUGCUAUAGCUUGGAAAACAAAAUACAUUUGACUCUGGAUGACAACAUAAUGUUUGUUUCCGACAUUAGGGCUGUUUUCCUAAAGGUCAAUCUGCUUUGCGUUUUGUUUGCUUUCCACGAUACUAACGAGUAUCCUGACCCUAGAAGGAAUGAGUGACAGUAAAAAACUGCAGGGAGGAAUGUUGAAACUUGUCGAAGGUAUUUCAACAGGGCGGAACGUUGAGGGCAUGCCAGUACUCUGCCAGGCAGGCCCCGAACGAGGAAAAGGGAAACAUUUUAGAGGAACUGUUGUCUAUCUCCAGAGGUCUAUAAUUUUUAUGGCUAACUUGUGUUGAACCCAAACAAUAACAGCUCCUUUCCUGUGGAACUUUUUUGCCUGUUUUCUGACCUGUAGUUCAGUUUACACCCACUAAUAAAGUCGUCAAUUAGUCUGUGUUUCAAGUCAAAGUUUCAUCUAACCUUUAUUCAUCCAGGUUUCAUUUAGGUCAAAUAUAUUUAGCAAGGGAGACCUAAUUGAACCUGGAUGAAUGAUAUGAGGUACCGGAACAAAAAGCAAAGCCCGAGAGGGAGGGGAGGGGUGACCUGGGGGGCUCUGAGGUACUGGAACGGGUGAAAAUAAAUCAUCUUUAUAGCAAAGCAUUGCAUGCAUUAUCAUCGCUUUUGCAUACUGGCAUAGAGCAGUAGAGUAGAGGCGCUUGCAGAAGUUGCACACAUGGGGGGGAAAAGUUUGUAGCCUAGGGUCUGGGAAAAUGUUGGCCUUGUAUAAUUGCAUGAAAUGUGUUUAUAAAUCAUUUUAGAUGACAGAAGACCUUUGCAGAUAAUUUUUUUUAAUACCUCAUAAAUUAUUGAAAUGACAGCCUACUUUGACACUGAGAAUCUGAGAUCAAUAAAAAUGGCCUUGUCUGGAAUCCAUCAAUAGCCUAGGUGUGUGGAGACACACAUAUAGUACAAUAUGAGGAGGAAAUUAUAGUCCUAAAAAAAGCUUUCCAGUUUCACUAACUCGCCCAAUGAUGCGCAGCUCACUUACUGGUGAUGGCUGAUGCCCUUGUGUCAAAAGCCUCUCUCUCUUGUUUUACUUUGUAAAACAAUGCUGUUUGCUCAGUAGGCCUAUUUAGAAGUUAAUAACAUACUGUAUUUGGUAGCCUACAGGCAGAUUAGUCUUCUCUUUUCAGCAGGAGCCAUUUGCUUUCCAAUCUGUGGUUUCCCGCGAUUGUAUUUGAAAUAUUGCGCAAGGCCUGUUUUGGCUGCAUGCUGUUUGUCCACUGACAGAUUUGCCACGCAUUCCCGACUAUAGGCAUGCCUUGUGAUUGGGCUACACACAAUCCACAGCUAGGCUAUUUUUUAAAAUAAGCUAUUGAUCCUCUGUGGCUUAAUUAUAGGGGUACUCCUGGUGUAGUCUUCUGAAUUAUUUAAUUUCUUUCUGAACAGACAGCAGUCAUUCUAUGUCUUUGGCAAAUGUAUUUCAAUUUAUCAGGGGUGCUGCGGCACCUCCAGCACCCUUCCUGUGGACAGGAAGAUUUGCGGCAUCUGCGCCAUACCCCAGGAUAUUAUGCUGGGGCCGGGAGAGCAGGUGUAUGUUUUUGUUUUUUCAGGGGUUAUUUCACCUUUAUUUAACCAGAUAAGCCAGUUGAGAACAAGUUCUCAUUUACAACUGCGACCUGGCCAAGAUAAAGCAAAGCAGUGCGGUAAAAACAACAACAACACAGUUGGGGGGGCAUGGGCAAGUUGCAGCGGAGGGUGCAGAGCUGGUGGCCGGGGUAGGGGUAGCCAGGUGGAAAGCAUGGCCAGCCGUAGCAAAAUGCUUAUUGAAAUUCUCGAUUAUCGUAGGUUUAUCGGUGGUGACACUGUUUCCUAGCCUCAGUGCAGUGGGUAGCUGGGAGGAGGUGCUCUUAUUCUCUUAUGGACUUUACAGUGUCCCAAAACUUUUUGGAGUUAGUGCUACAGGAUGCACAUUUCUGUUUGAAAAAGCUAGCCUUUGCUUUCCUAACUGAUUGUAUAUUGGUUCCUGACUUCCCUGAAAAGUUGCAUAUCGCGGGGGCUGUUCGAUGCUAAUGCAGUACGCCACAGGAUGUUUUUGUGCUGGUCAAGGGCAGUCAAGUCUGGGGUGAACCAGGGGCUAUAUCUGUUCUUAGUUCUGAAUUUUUUGAAUGGGGCAUGCUUAUUUAAGAUGGAGAGGAAAGCACUUUUGAAGAACAUCCAGGCAUCCUCUACUGACGGAAUGAGGUCAAUAUCCAUCCAGGAUACCCAGGCCAGGUCAAUUAGAAAGGCCUGCUCGCUGAAGUGUUUUAGGGAGCGUUUGACAGUGAUGAGGGGUGGUCGUUUGACCGUGGACCCAUUACGGAUGCAGGCAAUGAGGCAGUGAUCGCUGAGAUCCUGGUUGAAGACAACGGAGGUGUAUUUAGAGGGUAAAUUAGUCAGGAUGAGAUCUAUGAGGGUGCCCAUGUUUACGGAUUUAGGGUUGUACCUGGUAGGUUCCUUGAUAAUUUGUGUGCGAUUGAGGGCAUCUAGUUUGGAUUGUAGGAUGGCUAGGGUGUUAAGCAUAUCCCAGUUUAGGUCACCAAGCAGUACGAACUCUGAGGAUAGAUGGGGGGCAAGCAAUUCACAUAUGGUGUCCAAGUCAACAAAUGAUAGCGCCUGGGGAGUAGGAGUGAUACUGGGGGCUACAGGGCCUGGGUUAACCUCUACAUCACCAGAGGAACAGCGGAGGAAUAGUAUAAGGAUACGGCUAAAGGCUUUAAGAACUGGUCUUCUAGUGCGUUGGGUACAGAGAAUAAAAGGGGCAGAUUUCCGGGCGUUGUAGAAUAGAUUCAGGGCAUUAUGUACAGACAAGGAUAUGGAAGGAUAUGAGUACAGUGGAGGUAAGCCUAAGCGUUGUGUAACAAUGAAAGAGAGCAUCACUGGAGGUACCGAUUGAGCCGGUCUCCGCAUGUAUGGGGGGUGGGACAAAGGACCUCUCUGAGGCUGGUUGAGCGGGACUGGGGGCUCUACAGUGAAAUAGUACAAUAACAACUAACCAAAACCGCAAUAGGCUAGGCAUAUUGACAUGGGAGAGAGGCAUAACGCAAUCACAGGUGUUAUUCGAGAGUGCUAAGACAACAACUGGUAAUGGAGAUGAAAGUUUGGCCUGAGGCUAAACAGAUAAACAGGAUAGGGUACUGUGUAAAGGAACAGUCCAGCAGGCAUCAGCUAUGUAGCUGAGUGAUCAUAAGGUCCAGUGAACAACAAUAGGUAAGUCUGGGAGCAGUUCGUAGGCUGCUACAGCACAGGCGAGCAGGAGGCACGGCUGUUGAUUGCACGUGCUAGCGGGCCGUGGCUAGCAGAUGGAUCUUCGUGGUCGUCGCAACGGGAAGCCUGUUGAAACCACAUCAGACGAUUACGUCGGCAGACCAGUCGUGAUGGAUCGGCGGGGCUCCGUGUCGACACUAGGAGGUCCCGUCCGGUUGACAGAGAGGUAGAUGGCCGAGAGAUGGGCCUGGCUCGAGGCUAGCUCAAGGCUAACUGGUGCGUCGAGACAGCCAACAACAGCCAUUCGGUUGCAGCUAGCUAGUUGCGAUGAUCCGGUGUUAAGGUCCAGUGAUUCCAGCAGAAAAUCCGAUAUGCUCUGGGUCGAUAGCAUGCUGUGCAGACUGGCCGAUAAUUGUCCAGGCUAGGGCUGGCUGGUAGGUAGUGCAAGCCACGGACAGUGGUGAAGACCGCUAACGGUGGCUAAUAGCAAAUAGCUAGUUAGCUGGCUAGUUUCAGCCGUAGGUUCUUGAUAAAAAUAAAGAAAUAAUAGAAUUCGUUCCACAUUGGGUGAGGCGGGUUUCAGGAAAGUGUAUUUAGUUUAAGGAUGGAAAGUGAGAUAGAGAAAUAUAUACGAAAAAAGACAAAAAAACAGGCUAUUUCCACGAGGACACAACAGGAUACACGACCGCACUGCAACGCCAUCUUGUGUGUGUGGUGUUACUGAGUUCACAAGAGUAGUCUUUCAUUGUAUGUUUGGGAUUUACACGUUUUUACAGCUGAUCUCAUCCCACCCCUCCCAUGGGGUGGUCAUUCUCUAAUCCCAGGUGGAAACAGUGCCUGUAAAUCCCUGUGUUACAAUGUCUUAGCAUAGACUUGCAAUGGUUAAUUAAGUCAAACUACAAAUAUGGGACAUUGACUGAAAAACCGUCUGUCAGCCACAAAGUCAUUUUUUAAACUACUUAUGUGACUGAUUAGGAAAACACAAGUCAUCAGAGAAUUUAACAUGGACAUACUCAAGAUAAUACAUCUUGGUGACUCAUGAGGGCUGUGACUUUGCCAGGUCUUGUCAGGUUUUGAUGGCUGAAAGCCAUGCUCAGUUUCUAGAGAAAACACAUACGAUUCCCCAGCCUGCAUGGGUAUGAAUCCCCUUUCAUACCUGUCUCUUGGCUGUUCGCACUCCACUGUAAAAUGUUGACUCAUUGUGAUGUCUUUCCCUGUCCAGUUGUUUGACCACAUUGCGGCCUGCCUGGCUGAGUUCCCGGAGUUUCUGGAGCUUAAGGAUCAGACUCUACCUCUGAGCUUUACCUUCUCCUUCGAGCAGAAAGACAUCGACAAGGUUCAUCACAGUCAGCGAACACACACAAACACACGCACAGGCACACACACAUGAAUACACAAAGGAUCCAUUCAUGCAGCCAGGACUGAUAUUAGUAGAAAAUACCAAGCCCAGGUUACUUCCCAAUAUUGGACUAAUUCAGAGUUAUGACGUUGGAACACUUAAUUGUCUUUGCAGUUGUUUGGACAGUCUAUUUGACAACUUUGUCAGGAAAAAGUCAAGGGCUAAUAGUAAGUGAUGGUCAAAUCUCAGUCAUUGUCUGUGACCUCGACUUCCAGAGUAUCCUGUUCCGUUGGACCAAAGGCUUUCUUUAACUGUUCAGGAGUGGAGGGAGUGGAGGGAGAGGAUGUGGUCAGGUUACUGAGAAAAGCCAUCCACAGGAGAGGGGUGAGUCUAUAGGCCUCCUCGUACCAUCCAACUACCACCACUUUCUAAUAAACAGUUAUUUUGAUUGGAUAUGUAUUUGGAAUGUUAUUACUACAGUAGUAGAGCCUAUAAAUAAUGUUGUUAUACCAGUAGGAAUGUGCCUUAUAAAAAGGCUGUUCACAGACAGGUAACAGUAAACGUUGCUUGAAGUGGUACCCUCAAACUCCCCUUCCACUCUCUCUCCCCUCUUAGUCCCCUUGGACUAUGAUGUUGGUUCAGUUGCCAUGGUGAAUGACACUGUGGGGACCAUGAUGAGCUGUGGAUACAGGGACCAGAGCUGUGAGAUUGGCAUGAUCAUUGGUAGGUAGUACUUAUCUAUACUGCAGCCACACUACUGCAACCAUAGCAUUAGAGGAAAGAACAAAAAUAAAGGCAUAAGAAAAGAUGCCCCAUUUAGCCUAGCAAGUGAAGGAGAGGGUCUGUAGUAACCAUAUAUAACAGUCAUAUUAUCAUGUUAUUACAAAUUGCUUGCCACAAUAUGUUAGGGAAGUCAAGGAUAACCAUGGAGAGUCCUAUCUUGAAACUCCAUGUAGUUUAGUGCCAUUUCUAGCACUUCCACACUGCAAUGACUCCCUCUGCUGGAGAUGAUGGCAACAGGGUUUUGUAUGUGUUUUUUUGUGUGUGUGCAAUAUGUUGCAUUCAUUUCUGUGUAAGAUUCUCUGCCUCCCCAGGGACGGGGACGAACGCAUGUUACAUGGAUGAGAUAAAGAACGUGAAGAGAGUGGGCGGGGAGGACAUACGCAUGUGCAGGUAGCCUGGCAGGUAGGAGCUUUGGGUCAGUAACCGAAAGGUAAGUGACAAGGUAAAAAUCUGUCGUUCUGCCCUUGAGCAAGGCAGGUAACCCCCAACAACAACUGCUCCCCGGGUGCCAAUGACGUGGAUGUCGAUUAAGGUAGCCCCCCACACCUCUAUGAUUCAGAGGGUUAAAUGUGGAAGACACAUUUCAGUUGAAUGCAUUCAGUUGUACAACUGACAAGGUAUCCCCUUUCCUUUUCCCUUUCCAACACAAAGUGGGGGGGUUUGUAGACGAUGGGUCCAUAAAUGAUAUCCAGACUGAGUUUGACCUGGUGGUGGUGGAUCGAGAUUUACUCAACCCAGGCGUGCAUGCGUAUGUGUUUCCCCUCCAAAUGAAUGAGCAGUCAAAAGUACGUAGCUAAAGUACAUUAAAAUACAUGAAAGCUAUGACUGUAACUUCUAUGCUUGACUUUCAUUUUCAUUUGUCGAAUACAGGCCAAACCUCAUUCACCCUGGUCAAUUUAUCUGUGUACUUAACUCUGUUGUUUUGUGACUUUGUCCAUGUCUGUCUGUGUCCAGGUUUGAGAAGAUGAUCAGUGGGAUGUAUCUGAGAGAGGUAGCCAGGCUGGUUGUGGUGAAGUUGGCUCAGGACAAGCAACUGUUUGGAGGAGAGCUCUGAGGCCUUGCUCACCCAGGACAGCUUUGAGAUCAGAUUCAUCUCUGAGAUAGAGGAGUAAGUGACUGACACACCAUGCUCUUAUGUGUCAUAUCUCUACUUACACAGAUCCUAAAUAUAGCAGUUUUUUUAUUAUCAAUGUGCUAUAUAAUACAGAAGCUACCACUGGGUGAGAUUGAGAGAAAUGAGCACAACUGUCUUUACAACUAUAUAUUAUAUAAUUUACUAUAAAUGGAAGGGCUGGGAAUUGCCAGGGACCUCACGAUACGAUAUUAUCAUGAUACUUAGAUGCCGAUACGAUAUGUAUUGCGAUUCGAUACUGGGAUUUAAUUGCGAUUUGACGUUCCAAACAUAUUGCUCACCAUAUGUCUGCUGCAAAGGGACAACAGAGAGCCAUGAGAAAACAAGUUUUGAUCAGUCAUGGAAAUAUUGUAAGUGCUGAAAACAAAUUGGCUCCCUUAUUAAAAAGAAGCUGGAGAACAAGUUAUGGAAAAAUACUGGAGUUUUGGUGCAGGUACAGCCAACUAGCGCAAAAAUUAUAUUGCGAUAUUGUCGAUAUAAUAUAUCGUAGAAAUUAAGAUCCUGAUAUGUAACUCUAUUUUCUUCCCCCAUCACUAAUAAAUAGGCAUAUCUCAGUCAUUUUAAUCCUUUACAACCUAGAUUUUUGAAAUCGAAUUACAUCACUUGUAUCAGCUUGCAUUUGUACCAAAGUACACUGCUCAAAAAAAUUAAGGGAACACUUAAACAACACAAUGUAACUCCAAGUCAAUCACACUUCUGUGAAAGACUCAUGGGCAGCGCACAAUUGGCCUAGCGUUGUCCAGGGUAGGGGAGGGAAUGGCCGGCAGGGAUGUAGCUCAGUUGAUAGAGCAUGGCGUUUGCAAUGCCAGGGUUGUGGGUUCGAUUCCCAUGGGGAACCAGUAUGAAAAAAAAAAAAAAAAAAUGUAUUCACGAACUGUAAGUCGCUCUGGAUAAGAGCGUCUGCUAAAUGACUAAAAUGUAAAUGUAAAUCAAACUGUCCACUUAGGAAGCAACACUGAUUGACAAUAAAUGUCACAUGCUGUUGUGCAAAUGGAAUAGACAACAGGUGGAAAUUAUAGGCAAUUAGCAAGACCCCCAAUAAAGGACUGGUUUUGCAGGUGGUGACCACAGACCACUUCUCAGUUCCUAUGCUUCCUGGCUGAUGUUUUGGUCACUUUUGAAUGCUGGCGGUGCUUUCACUCUAGUGGUAGCAUGAGACGGAGUCUACAACCCACACAAGUGGCUCAGGUAGUGCAGCUCAUCCAGGAUGGCACAUCAAUGCGAGCUGUGGCAAGAAGGUUUGCUGUGUCUGUCAGCGUAGUGUCCAGAGCAUGGAGGCGCUACCAGGAGACAGGCCAGUACAUCAGGAGACGUGGAGGAGGCCGUAGGAGGGCAACAACCCAGCAGCAGGACUGCUACCUCCGCCUUUGUGCAAGGAGGAGCAGGAGGAGCACUGCCAGAGCCCUGCAAAAUAACCUCCAGCAGGCCACAAAUGUGCAUGUGUCUGCUCAAAAGGCCAGAAACAGACUCCAUGAGGGUGGUAUGAGGGCCCGACGUCCACAUGUGGGGGUUGUGCUUACAGCCCAACACCGUGCAGGACGUUUGGCAUUUGCCAGAGAACACCAAGAUUGGCAAAUUCGCCACUGGCGCCCUGUGCUCUUCACAGAUGAAAGCAGGUUCACACUGAGCACAUGUGACAGACGUGACAGAGUCUGGAGACGCAGUGGAGAACGUUCUGCUGCCUGCAACAUCCUCCAGCAUGACCGGUUUGGCGGUGGGUCAGUCAUGGUGUGGGGUGGCAUUUCUUUGGGGGGCCGCACAGCCCUCCAUGUGCUCGCCAGAGGUAGCCUGACUGCCAUUAGGUACCGAGAUGAGAUCCUCAGACCCCUUGUGAGACCAUAUGCUGGUGCGGUUGGCCCUGGGUUCCUCCUAAUGCAAGACAAUGCUAGACCUCAUGUGGCUGUAGUGUGUCAGCAGUUCCUGCAAGAGGAAGGCAUUGAUUCUAUGGACCGCCCGUUCCCCAGACCUGAAUCCAAUUGAGCACAUCUGGGACAUCAUGUCUCGCUCCAUCCACCAACGCCACGUUGCACCACAGACUGUCCAGGAGUUGGCGGAUGCUUUAGUCCAGGUCUGGGAGGAGAUCCCUCAGGAGACCAUCCGCCACCUCAUCAGGAGCAUGCCCAGGCGUUGUAGGGAGGUCAUACAGGCACAUGGAGGCCACACACACUACUGAGCCUCAUUUUGACUUGUUUUAAGGACAUUACAUCAAAGUUGGAUCAGCCUGUAGUGUGGUUUUCCACUUUAAUUUUGAGGGUGACUCCAAAUCCAGACCUCCAUGGGUUGAUAAAUUUGAUUUCCAUUUAUAAUUUUUGUGUGAUUUUGUUGUCAGCACAUUCAACUAUGUAAAGAAAAAAGUAUUUAAUAAGAUUAUUUCAUUCAUUCAGAUCUAGGAUGUGUUAUUUUAGUGUUCCCUUUAUUUUUUUGAGCAGUGUAUAUUGAUGCAGAGGGAAGAUAGGACUGCAGAAGGCCCAGGAGAUUCUGUCAGAGCUGGACCUGCCUGCCGGACCUGUUGACUGUCAAAUUGUCGCACACCAGACGCACACUCUGUCCACACGCUCAGCCCAGUUGUGCACCGCUGCCUUGGCAAGUAUUGCCAACCGUAUUCGUGUCAACCAAAGACUGGACCAUCUAAGCACCACAGUGGGGGUGGACGGCACAGUCUACAAGAAACACCCCAAGUAUGUUCCCCUCAGAUAUACAUUUUCUGAAAUGGUCAACAGGGUUAUUUCAGUUUAAGUGGAAAGAUACAGAUAAAUCCCGCUUUUUAUAUUCUUGUCACUUGAUUGAAUGGAGAAUAUCCUCUUGUGCUGCCAUAAUAACUGUGGAUUUCCUGCCUUUGUUUCGUCACAGUAUUCACCCCUCUCUCAACCUUAUCCCUGCCUUUCCAUUCUCUUUGUCUAAAUGCAGGAAUUUCACAUGAUGGAAUAUUAUUUCUUAGAAUAGUUAUUUUACAAUUGUGUAGAGAGAUUGUAUCUCUCUUAUUCACUCCUUUGCACUGUCAGGAGGACCUAUGUCAGUAUCAGGUGUGCAGGUAGCCAUACUUUGAUUUGACUAUCCCCCUGUCUCUCUUCCCUCCGCUCUUCUUCCCUCCGCUCUUCUCCCCUCCAGCUUCAGUAAGCAGCUCCAGGAGACCGUAAGAAUCCUGGCCCCCAAGUGUGACAUCACUUUCCUGGUCUCCGAGGACGGCAGCGGAAAAGGGCACUGCCAUGGUAACAGCGGUGGCACAGAGGCUGGACAUGUAGUCCCGACUGCUAGAGGACAGGAGAGAAGGAUGAGGAAGAUGAAAAUUAAUGUAUGUGUUAGGCUAGAGGAGGCACACUGGAAAGACUACUUGAAAUGCAGCACCAUGAAAAUGUCCCCCUCAAAAGCUUUUGUUAUAGACAAAGCUUGUAUGGUACAUGCUAAACACCUCUCACUUUCUCCUAGGCUAUAAUAUUUAAAUGUUUUUUGUAUUACAUGGUUAACUUUCAGUGACGAAAUUCUCUUAUUUCAAAAACUUCUGUAUGUGAAAUUGUAUUUUGUUAUCUAUAAGAAAUGUAGACAAAUUAUUUUAUACUAGAAUGAAAACUUUGAAUGGGUAAUAUCUCACUGUAUUUCCAGUAUAUUUAGGGACCUGAUAUGUGAUACUGUAACAUUAUUGCAGCCAUAUUUGAAUGGCAGCUUGGUCAUACAAUUACUGUCUUGAAGUAAAAAUCUAUGAAUUUCAUGGUCAAGUCAAGUUCAACAUAAUGGAAAGAGACACAUGCUCACUCCCACUGUUGGAGAAACGGUACAGAGGAACAUCGGGUUAUUAAAUCAAUGUUUUCAGCAAAAUUAUACAACUAUAGAAUAUUCAGUCACGCUUAAACAGACGACACGUGUUCAGAAAGGUAGGUUGUUCAAAACUUGCGUUGCAAAUGAAAGAUGGCUAGCGUUUGAUAUUGAUACAAUGUUGCACUGUACGUUUCCCUUCACCCCCAGUAGGCUAGUAGUUAUAAUGUUGCACUUAAGCCAUAACACCUAUCACGUGCUUGUCUUUGAUCACCAUUUCCCACACUGUGGUAUAGCGUAAAAUACAAGUUACGAUUACUUAAAAUUAUCACCACGCGUUUGUAUCCAUGCAGGUACCAUGGUAUACACCAGGAUCUGGACCAAUCAGCUCAACAAUUGAUAUUAGGCAACAAUGUAACUAAACUUCAACUUCAUUGAUGCAACGCCAUCGUGAAAAAUAAAAUAAGGAUAUUUCUAAGCUUGUACAACAAUGAUUUCAGAAUGGAAACAUUUCCUGACAUUCAAAAUAGCCACUUUCAUAUUAACAAUAAGUUAUAGGCUACUCGCAAACAGUUUUAGCCACACCUAGAUCCUGUCCUAUUUUCAAAAAAAAAAGAGGACCCGUUUCUUGUGCAUUUGUUUGUGUGCGGGUGAGGACCCGGCUGUGUAACUUGAUAGGGGGCUCUGAGAGGGAAUAAGGGAAUGUGUUGCUGCAAUGGAGCAGAAUGUAAUACAGGUAAAGCCGACACUCGCUUUAUAUUAUUUAUAAAUAAAUCGUGAUAUUUGUAUGCGCACGCAUGCCACUUUUACCUGUUGAUAUCGGGAAUAAACCGACUGUAUGUCGGUCUUAUUUUGAUAUUUGGUUUGCCGGUUUUCAAGUCUGUAAUUUUGUUUAGAAUGUAGAAUUGAUUGUUCUCCUAUCAAGUCUUUUGCAAUUGCAACUUUUGCUGAAUGAGUCACAACUUUCCAGUGGAGAAAAUGGCUCGCUAUGAUAUUUGAAAGCCCCAAAUUUCGCUGACAUGGUUAAACGAUUUUAUUUUCCAGCGUUUGCAAUUUAAUUCAACUUCAAUAUUUCUAUAUUGUCUUCCUGUUAAUGAUUAAUUUCUUUGUGUCGUGUCGACUACCUACGUUUUCUACCCCCACCCCCACAUUUCCACAUUAAAGAAAUUGUUAUCUGACGAUUCGACAAUAUUAAGAUUGUUUUCCAACUAAAUCAAUUGUGUAACUUAACGAUGUUUUGAGUAAUUCGAAAACAUAUCUUACAUUUGCAGUGACGUGAUAUUAAAGAUUACAAUAUCAUCGAUGGAACAAGGUGGAGCAAUUUAUUUAUCGAACAAAUAGCCAACAUAUGGAUAGAACAAAAAAACCGACGUUAUGUCAUGUGUACAUUUUGUAAAACUCAAAAUGGAAUGAGGAUUUUCGUGAGGAAAUCGCUGUACUUUCAAUUUGAAAUUGAGGAUUAUCUUGAUUGUAUCAUACCAGGCCCACAAAAAACGCACAGGGUGAUUUUGUUUCGGUCGAAUUGAAAGACUUCAAUAACAAUAAGCCUACAUUCGUUUUUAUAUUUAAUAUCAGAAAUAUUAAAGUUAUAUAUCAUAUUAAUAAUGGUAUUUAAGUUGUAAGCCUAUAAGCAUGCGUAGUCUUCUCAACAUUAAUAUGAUAUACAUGUCCCUUGGAUCCUCCUCUGUUCUUAAGAUAUCGAAGAAUACUUUUGUAAUGUUGUAAUAUUGUGUAAACAGUAUUUUGUAUAUUAUUAUAUAAUAUCCAAGGUCACAAUGUUAUUUUGCAGAUAGAACACCUUUUCCUAUUAGUUCCUCUCUUUCUGGAACCGCAGUGCCUAUCUAAAGCCAUCACGAGCAUUGACGUAAUCCUAUCUGUAGGUUAGUGUUUCUAUUUAAAAAUCCACUCAAACAAUUGAAAACGCAGUCUUUUUUAUAUUUUGUGGCUUUACUGUAGAAUCAAUCUUGCUUAAUUUUCACCACUAGUUGGCCAUGUGAUCGUGUUAUGUUCCUGCUACACUAGGUAGGGGACGGGGUUGCCCACAAGAGGGGGUGGGGUGAGGACGAGGGGUGCGAAUUUGAGACAUUUCCGCAUUUAGUCAGCUGGGCUAGGCCCUAUAAUAGGCCUACAGGGGUGUUCAUUUUAGAAGAUCCUGAACAUAUAUAAUGGAUCGACCUAUUAUAUUUUUUAGAUUAGGUCUUCAGAGUUUUUUUUAUCUUUAUAUAAAUUAAAAUAUUAUUACAAUACAUUUCUUCAUAGUUUUGGAUGAAUCACCCAAAAAUGUUUUAUUGCAUAGAUAAAUUGUAUCCUUUUGAUUUUAUACCCCAUAAAAAAACUAUAGAAUAUGCAUGGAGGUCCAUAUCUAUGAGUUGCCUACUAAGUAGAUUAAUACUUUGGAAUGUGUUUUGGUGCAUGGUAAUGGUAGACUGGCAUAAUGCUAGAGUGACGAGCAGAGGGGCUUGUAAUUUAGUGAAAAUUGAUGUCCUUUGUGGCCACUUGCAGUGAAGUCACUCACACAUAGAGCCAUAGAUUGUGUAAACUAUACUGAACAAAAAUAUAAACGCAACAUGUAAAGUGUUGUUCCCAUGAGCUGAAAUAAAAGAUCCCAGAAAUGUUCCAUACGCCCAAAAAGCUUAUUUCUCUCAAAUUCUGUGCACAAAUUUGUUUACAUCCCUGUUAGUGAGCAAGAUAAUCUAUCCACCUGACAGAUGUGGCAUAUCAAGAAGCUGACUAAACAGCAGGAUCAUUACACAGGUGCACUUUGUGCUGGGGACAAUAAAAGGCCACUCUAAAAUUGACAGUUUUGUCACAACACAAUGCCACAGAUGUCUCAAGUUUUGAGGGAGCGUGCAAUUGGUAUUCUGACUGCAGGAAUGUCCACCAGAGCUGUUGCCAGAGAAUUGAAUGUUCAUUUCUCUACCAUAAGGCACCUCCAAUGUCGUUUUAGAGAAUUUGGCAGUACGUCCAACCAGCCUCACAACCGCAGACCAAGUCUAAACACACCAGCCCAGCACCUCCACAUCCGGCUUUUAAACCUGCAGGAUCGUCCGAGACCAGCCACCCUGACAGCUGCAGAAACUGAGCAGUAUUUCUGUCAGUAAUAAAGCCCUUUCGUGGGGGGAAAUCUCAUUCUGAUUGGCUGGGCCUGGCUCCCAAGUGGGUGGGCCUAUGCCCACCCAUGACUACGUCCCUGCCCAGAAAUCCAUAGAUUAGGGCCUAGUACAUUUAUUUCAAUUGACUGAUUUCCUCAUAUGAACUGUAACUCAGUGAAAUUGUUGCAUGUAGCGUUUAUAUUUUUGUUCAGUGCAUUCGGAAAGUAUUCAGACCCCUUGACUUUUUCCACAUUUUGUUACGUUACAGCCUUAUUCUAAAAUGGAUUAAAAAUAUACAAAUCCUCAUCAAUCUACACACACAAUACCCCAUAAUAACAAAGCAAAAACAGGUUUUUAGUCAUUUUUAACACAUUUAUAAAAAAUUAAAAACGGAAAUAUCACAUUUACAUAAGUAUUCAGACCCUUUACUCAGUACUUUGUUGAAGCACCUUUGGCAGCGAUUACAGCCUCGAGUCUUCUUGGGUAUGACGCUACAAGCUUGGCACACCUGUAUUUGGGGAGUUUCUCCCAUUCUUCUUUGCAGAACCUCUCACGCUCUGUCAGGUUGGACAGGGAGUGUCGCUGCUCAGCUAUUUUCAGAUCUCUCCAGAGAUGUUCGAUCAGGUUCAAGUCCGGGCUCUGGCUGGACCACUCAAGGACAUUCAGAGACUUGUCCCAAAGCCACUCCUGCGUUGUCUUGGCUGUGUGCUUAGGGUCGUUGUCCUGUUGGAAGGUGAACCUUCGCCCAGUCUGCGGUCCUGAGCGCUCUGAAGCAGGUUUUCAUCAAGGAUCUGUGCUUUCUCCGUUCAUCUUUCCCUCGAUCCUGACUAGUCUCCCAGUCCCAGCCACUGAAAAACAUCCCCACAGCAUGAUGCUGCCACCACCAUGCUUCACAGUAGGGAUGGUGCCAGAUUUCCUCCAGACAUGAUGCUUGGCAUUCAGGCCAAAGAGUUCAAUCUUGAUUUUAUCAGACCAGAGAAUCUUGUUUCUCAUUGUCUGAGAGUCCUUUAGGUGCCCUUUGACAAACUCCAAGCAGGCUGUAAUGUGGCUUUUACUGAGGAGUGGCUUCCAUCUGGUCACUCUACCAUAAAGGCCUGAUUGGUGGAGUGCUGCAUAGAUGGUUGUCCUUUUGGAAGGUUCUCCCAUCUCCAUAGAGGAACUCUGGAGCUCUAUCAGAGUGACCAUCAGGUUCUUGGUCACCUCCCUGACCAAGGCCCUUCUCCCCCAAUUGCUCAGUUUAGGCUGGCGGCCAGCUCUAGGAAGAGUCUUGGUGGUUCCAAACUUCUUCCAUUUAAGAAUGAUGGAGGCCACUGUGUUCUUGGGGACCUUCAAUACUGCAGACAUUUUUUGGUACCCUUCCUCAAAUCUGUGCCUCGACACAAUCCUGUCUCAGAGCUCUACGGACAAUUCCUUCGACCUCAUGGCUUGGUUUUUGCUCUGACAUCCACUGUCAACUGUGGGACCUUAUAUAGACAGGUGUGUGCCUUUUCUAAAUCAUGUCCAAUCAAUUGAAUUUACUACAGGUGGGCUCCAAUCAAGUUGUAGAAACAUCUCAAGGAUGAUCAAUGGAAACAGGAUGCACCUGAGCUCAAUUUCGAGUCUCGUAGCAAAGGAUCUGAAUACUUAUGUAAAUAAGGUAUUUUUUAUUUGUUUUAUUUUUUACAUUAGCAAAAAUUUCUAAAAACCCUGUUUUUGCUUUGUCAUUAUGGGGUAUUGUGUGUAGAUUAAUGAGGAUUUCUUUUUAUUUAAUCAAUUUUAGAAUAAGGCUGUAAAGUAACAAAAUGUGGGAAGGGGUCUGAAUACUUUCUGAAUGCACUGUAUGCAUGAACUAAUGUUGAUAAAAUGGGGAGUCAUGCAGGCCUUUGCCAGGAACAUUGGGUAGAAUCUGGAAGUGUAUGUUCAUGGCUCAAAUUGAUAAUUUGUGUCAUGUGAAGGGGUGUCUGUGUGUAAGGAGUUGUUUGAUAGUCAGAUUGUACACAUCGAAGGGAUAAAUAACAUCUAUGUUAAAUUCAAACUUUAAGUUUGAUGUUUGAAUUUUUAAAUUAUGCUUUCCUUGUCUGUUAGACAUUUGUGAGGGGCACGAGUUAGUUGUACUAUUAGUUGAACUAAUAAAAGUAUGUAUUUUCUGUUUAAAUUAAGUUGAUUUAUAUAGCAGAUGUGAGUUGGGCUGUCCAAGACAUAGUCACAGGAUUAUUGCUCCCAGUAUAAUUGCGGAAAAUAAAUGGUGACCGUACACAUGGUUUUGCUGUUUGUUAAACUGAAUUGUAUUCAUUUCAUAGUACAAUUUAGGAAUUUAAAUGGACAUCAAAAUGAAAAUCUAAUUGGGAACAAGGCUCCAUUUACACAUUUUAUACUGAACAAAAAUAUGAACGCAACAUGCAACAAUUUCAAAGAUUUUACUGAGUUACAGUUCAAAUAAGGAAAUCAGUCAAUUGAAAUAAAUUCAUUAGGCCCUAAUCUGGAUUUCACUUUACUGGGAAUAAAGAAAUGCAUCUGUUGGUCACAGAUACCUUUUAAAAAUAAAAGUAGGGGCAUGGUUUAGAAAAUAGUUAGUAUCUGGUGUGACCACCAUUCCUUCCCAUAGAGUUGAUCAGGCUGUUGAUUGUGGCCUGUGGAAUGUUGUCCCAAUCCUCUUCAAUGGCUGUGCGAAGUUGCUGAAUAUUGGCGGGAACUGGAACCCGCUGUCGUACACGUCGAUCCAGAGCAUCCCAAAUAUGCUCAAUGGGUGACAUGUCUGAGUAUGCAGGUCAUGGAAGAACUGGGACAUUUUCAGCUUCCAGGAAUGUCCUUGCGACAUGGGGCCGUGCAUUAUCAUGCUGAAACAUGAGGUGAUGGCGGUGGAUGAAUGGCACGCAAUGGGCCUCAGGAUCUCGUUACGGUAUCUCUGCAUUCAAAUUGCCAUCGAUAAAAUGCAAUGGUGUUCAUUGUCCGUAGCUUAUGCCUGCCCAUACCAUAACCCCACCGCCCCCAUGGGGCACUCUGUACACAACAUGGUCAUCAGCGGUUGUGAGGCCGGUUGGACAUACUGCCAAAUUCUCUAAAACGGCGUUGGAAGCGGCUUAUGAUGGAGAAAUUAACAUUAAAUUAUCUGGGAACAACUCUGGUGGACAUUCCUGCAGUCAGCAUGCCAAUUGCACCCUCCCUCAACUUGAGACAUCUGUGACAUUGUGUUGUGUGACAAAGCUGCACAUUUUAGAGUGGCCUUUUAUUGUCCCCAGCACAAGGUGCACCUGUGUAAUGAUCAUGCUGUUUAAUCAGCUUCUUGAUAUGCCACCCCUGUCCGGUGGAUGGAUUAUCUUGGCAAAGCAGAAAUGCUCACUAACGGGGAUGUAAAAAAUGUGUGCACAAAAUUUGAGAGAAAUAAGCUUUUUGUGCGAAUGAAACAUUUCAGGGAUCUUUUAUUUCAGCUCAUGAAACAUUUUCAGCUCAUGAAACUUUACAUGUUGUGCUUAUAUUUUUGUUCAUUGUACAUUAUGGUCCGAGGUCGAUUCAAAUCACAUGCAUAGUCAAAUUGAACAGACGGGAAUGAUUAAAUGGCUCUGAUCGCUCUUUCUCUUUGUGAAAAUUGCUCUCGCUCUCAGUGGUUAGGUGCACCCUCCUGUCUGCGUGGAUCCUUUGCCUUCUAUAAGUCAGUGAGCUGUGGGGCCUUGGCCGGGGUCCCUGCACUGGUCUGGAAAUUGGGGGAGUUCUACUAUGUCCGCUGUGGCCCCCAGGAACCUGUGUGCGUAGCUGAGGUACGACCCAUAGCUCCAUUAGUUAGCGCAUGAUACUUGCCAUACCAGGGGUGUAUUCAGGGUGGUGAAAUGUGCAAAACGUUGCAGAUGGAUACAUAAUAUUUGUUCUUCACUAAGGAUUUCUACCUGAUUUUGAACAUUCUGUAACAUUGCAACCUCCUAAACAAGGCCCAGAGUUUUGAGUUUCAUUCCUUCUUGUGUCACAUGUACUGAUUACGUAUUUAUUGUAAGUCGCUCUGGAUAAAAGCAUCUGCUAAAUAACUAUGGAUUUCUUAUUUCAGGUGACUUUACUGUGGGAGGACCAGGCCCAGCACCAUCUGCUGGCCAGCUCCACACUCUACUUCCUCCCUGAGGAUACUCCCAAGGGCAGGACCAGAGAGCAUGGAGAGGUGAGGGGGGUGGCCACUGAGCUCUAUAAUAUAGACAUAAUUUGGGGGCAACCAAGGGGUGUGGGUCUGGUGUUUCCUCGCAAGGUUUCUUUUUUUGGUUCUGAUAGAUUCAUUGAAAAUAUUGAUUUUUGUAGGAAGAAUCAAUGUAUAUUGUUUUUCAUCACUUAGGAGUUUUCAAUCAUUUUCAUAACUGCUAUACAAUUCUGAAAACUAUAUGCAUUUUCUAGUCUACAUUACUGUAAACACUGAAUGUGGGUGUCAUUUUCUCUGUUCAACGUAGAAGUACUUAGAAUCACACAAAAUUACAGUCCAUAUCUGUCAUUGCUAGACUAAUAUGUCAUACACAGCAGAACUCAUGAAAGGACAUGCUGUACUGUGCAAGAUCAUUUCUUGCUUAGUACAAAUUUGGCUUGGGUUGAUGUAAUAAUGGAUUGUGUGUGCCUGGCAUUUAGUCUACUUUAACCACAAGUGUUUAACAAUCUCAAUUUCCAAAUGGUUGACUGAUAACUUUAAGCAGGAAUCCUUAGAUUGAUGUCACUUCUCCCCUUAUUCAAGUAAAAAAUGUGUUAUUAACUUGCACAAAAAAUGUGUUAUUAACUUGCAUUUUCACGCAAGUCGGUUUUUAAAACCGUACGUUUUAAUAGUGCACAUGCACAAGUAUGGCAAAGACUAGUUACAUGAGAUGUAUUUAUUUUCCCGGGGGUUGUUGCUGUAUUGUAAAUCAUGAGUUGUUAUGAAUCCCAGAUUUUCCUAAGUUGUCUCCUAUUUCACUACAGUCCUGUGUUAAUAACAAAUGGGUCUGGGAGGAGUAGGAGGUCUCUGAUGGCUCCUCAUUUGCCACAUGCUAUUGGCACUCUGUCUUAUAUCAUGUGAAGUAUUUUCUUGAUUCAUCAAAUGUUUGUUGGUGGCCCUUUCUUUUAGGGUAUGCACCAAUUUAGGGAGUGUGGCUUUUAAAUGGUGAUUGAAGGGUGUGUGUGUGUGUUCCUCAGGAUGAGGUGUUGGCCGUCUCGAAGAAGAUAGUGGUGCGGGUGGAGGAUCUGGUGAGGUGGACCUGUUCUGAACCUACAGGGUGGAAAGGAGGAAGCCAGAAGUCCAGUGCGACCAACAGUCAUCACAAACCUACCCCCAUCAUUACCAAUGGACCCCCAGCAUCACUCAAAGAGAAGGCUGAGAGUGAGCGUCUGGGGGUCAAGGUGCUCAGCUACCCCCAGUAUUGCCGCUUCCGCUCCCUGCAGAGACGCAUUCAGGACGGGGUGGUGUUGGGGCUGCAGGAUCCCCAUCUGCUUGCCCUGGGGGGGAUCAGGGUGGCCCAACACAACACCCGGGUCCUCUACUGCAGGGACACUUUCAACCACCCCACCCUGGAUAGCAACACCAGUGUCUGGACACAGCUGGGUGAGUGGCUGGCUGGGGGAACUUGAUCUCUCUAUGUUGAUGUACUGUAAAUGUGGCCAUUGGCCAAAGUGAUUUGAUUUUAUAAGCCUAAUUGGGCAAUGGAAUCUAAAAUUUGAUGACAAGACAUUUUUAUGAAUUCAUGCAACCUCAAACUAUUAUCUUAUUGACCGACACAUUUACUGUAUGCUGUGGACAUAAUGUGCUGAAGUUAUGGGAUAUACAAAAAUACAAUAUCUUGUGUAUUUUUGAGAGGCACGUGCUUCUCUUGUUAUUUGGAAUUAGGAUUAAAUGUAUCUCUCUCGUUCCCAGGAUGCACCUCUCUCAGCUUGAAGGGGCGACCCCUCAAGAGAAGAGGCAGGCCAGAAGACCAGAAAGCUGUGGAGCCACCAGCCCUCAACCAAUCAGAGUCCUGGAUAGAAAGAAUGAAGGUACAUGUUGUUUUGUUCUAUAAAGUUUUGAUAUGGCUACAUACCAACUUCUUCCAGUUACUGUCAGAUGUCUUAUUAUUCAUCUCAUAUUCAUUUAGAAAUUACUUUAUAUCCUAGUAAUUACCUUUAGGUUUCUUUGUUAUGAAGUGCAUCACAACACACUAUUUGUGCAAUUACUAUUCUUAGAAAUGAAAAUUCCACAUAAUUUCCUAAUGGACACCAACUGAAAUGGGACUGUAACAGAAAAUAAAUGGGACUGUACAGCAUUACCACAUGUAGUAUGGUUCUAACAUUAUGUAUUCUGUAGGAGAAUGUGAUGGGCAGUGUGGAGAUGCAAUGUGAGGGGGGCUGGCUCCUCCACCCUGAGGAGCAGAUGUUCCUGGAUCAACUCUACUGCUACAUGGAGCACUGCGGCUCACCCAUCAGCAAGGUGCCCAACCUUGGCUUCAAGAAGAGUGAGUCACUCACUGAUGACUUCAUCAACAACCAUUAAUACUCAUACCAAAGGCUUUGAAUACAAAGGGUCCUUUGUUGUACUUUCAGUUUGAUGCGUUCUCCCUACAGAACUAAAGAAAAUGUUCCCACCAUUUGGUUAUGUUUUUGAACAAGCUGUAUAUCUGUCAGUGUUGUAAACCAGACAGUCAAGGUCACAGCUCUUAGGACCUAUGGGAUGCUUUAACACUCUUAUCUGUGUGUGUCCACAGUUGACCUGUUUGUCAUGUACUCUGUAGUCAAACGGCUGGGGGGCCAUGAGAGGGUGAGUAGUCAUUCUUUAUUACAUUUACAUUUUAGUCAUUUAGCAGACGCUCUUAUCCAGAGCGACUUACAGGAGCAAUUAGGGUUAAGUGCCUUGCAUCAGAUUCUUCACCUAGUCGGCUCGGGGAUUAGAACCAGCGACCUUUCGGUUACUGGCACAACGCUCUUAACCACUAAGCUACCUGCCGCAUCAUCCACAUAUCUUAUACAAUAGUGGAUAGAUCGCAAAAUCUGAGCCAAUUACUUAGAACUGUUUAUGAAAAGUUAAUUGUCUAAAAAAUUAUUUAAAACCCUUUACAAUCUCUCCUGUAGGUGACGUCCCAGCGUCUGUGGAAGAAAGUGUAUAAUGAACUAGGAGGAUGCCCGGGCAGCACCAGCGCUGCCACCUGCACAAGGAGGCACUAUGAAAGGUAAGGCAGGAACACUGCUGGUGCCCCACCUAAAAAAGGCAACCAUGUUCAUAACUAAAGUGCACAACUAUUACCCAGGCUUCAGCCUAUUAAUCAAAAAGUAAUAAAAAGAUUAUAGUUCUCUAGAAUGAUGCCGUUAAUGUACUUGAUGGAAAUCCCCGGCAGUUUAGGCUUCUUGUCCUUGGUGUUUCCUUACAAAACUUGUUUUUCUUUCUGGAACUUUUGGCUUUGUGUGUUUCCCUCAGGCUGAUUCUUCCUUUCGUGGAGCACAUAAACGGAGGUGGUGCAGAACUCAAACUCCCAGCAGCCUCAGGGCCUACCCGGGUUAGGGGGAUGAGUGGGAGGAGACCACUGGUGAAGAGGAGAGGAGCAGAGGCCAACCAGGAGAAGACUGUAACCCCUACCCCUCCUCCAGUGAGUGUCUGUCUGCACAUACAGUUCAUAAUUUUUGACUUGCUCAGUACAUGUCAGUCAUUUGAUAUUUAAUAUGCAGUCAUCGCUCAUUAUGUCUUGAUCUGAAUCUGAUGUAAAUUAAUGUAUGAGUGUAUUCUAUGACGUUAUAGAGACUGAACUGAGAUAAUUCCUCAUGUAUGGCAUCUCUCUCUCACUAGACUAUUUCUCAAGACGGUGUGGUGGUAGUGAAGAGAGGCCGUGGUAGACCUCCAGGCAAAAAGAACCAGGUCAAACUCCUAGCCUCCAAGGCCAGUCCAGUAGUCCUGUCUCCCCCAGCUAAACCCAGCCUGGACCUGGGAGCCCAGCCCCCCCUCCAGGCCCCCUCUCUCGAGUCCCUGUCUGUGUUCCAGGGGCUAAACCUGGCCAACCUGCCACUAACCCCAGACCUGUCCCCCAUGUCUGCCCCCUUCCUCCCCCUCCUGCCCAAAACUGAGAGGGAGGUCAAGAUGGAGAACGGGGAUACUCCAGAACCAUCACCCACUCUGUCUCCUGCCACUUUCUUGCCUGCUCUCCCCAGGCUCCACACAGGGGGGUCCUUCGGAGGGUUCAGCCCCACUAAAGGCCUCUGUACCCUGGAUCUCUUUAGGAGCCGACUGGGCCUCACUAGCCUGGACACCCCUGGUCUAACCCCCCAGGACCAUGCCUCCCACCAGCCCUCCAGCCUUUACCUCCAGGCCAAGGCAGGGAGCCCAAAUGCCACCCUUCCCAAUGGGAACCAGCCCUAUCCCCACCCCCAGUCUCACCACCAGUCCCACCACCAGUGCUGGGGGUGCGGGCUGGAUGAGGAAGCCCAGAGGAGGGGCAGCAGCACCAGGGAGGGCCAUACCAGCAGACCUACCCUGCCCCCUCUCCGGGUCCUCCCCCUGGAUCUGGACUGCAGCCUGCAGGUGCGCCAGCUGAUGCGUACGCGGCUGGGCUCGGCCCAGCUCCACUCUUUCACCAAGCGGCUGUCGGAGGUCUUAGCCCAGGACCUGAGUAGCAAGCCACAUCUGCCCGUCACCCCUCCCCCAGAGCCGGCCCUGCCCCUCAACCUCAGCAAGCGCUCCACCACCAAAAGAUCUGCCUUUGAUGAAACUGACUCCAGGAUAUCUUCAGGGGAUCAGGAUAAUGGUGACUCCACACUCCCCUUAGCUAAAAGGCGUAGAGUGGAGUCGUGUGAUGAGGCUGAGGACCUGAGCUCACCCAGCAGGGCCAGGGCUUUCCUCCUGUAGCUGCCCCAGCACACCACAACUACACCCCCUGGAGAACCAGGGCAGGACAUUUGACUCUGAGCCAGCAAUCCAGGUGAAGGUGGAAGAGGACCUGAGGGAGAGCAGCUUGGUGGAGCUUGAGGAAGACUGCUCUGUAAGGACAGAGCAGGUGAAAGUGGAGGAGGGAGAAACUGUAAAGAUGGAGGAGGAUGGGGAAGAAGAGAAGAUGGAGGUUGAAACUGUUAAAAUUGAGGAUGGUGUACAAGCGCAAUCAGGGAAAGAUGAAGGAGAAGAGGUGGAGGGGAGGAAACUGGAGUGGAUAGAAAAAUAG